Phaethon lepturus (White-tailed tropicbird) is the source of this 1125-nucleotide messenger RNA. It is a transcript of the gene CCDC127, whose product is annotated as coiled-coil domain containing 127. The record is from RefSeq and is a predicted model, not a curated record. The transcript has 2 exons. The coding region runs from base 128 to 922 and encodes 264 amino acids. NCBI's taxonomy places the organism in Eukaryota, Metazoa, Chordata, Aves, Phaethontiformes, Phaethontidae.
GGUCUCGGGCAGACAUACCCUUCCGGGAGUUAUCUGUGGUCCUGGUGAGAGGUGGCUGUGGGAGCGGCCCGGUUCCUUUGCACGCAAGUAACGCCGUGUUUCUCUCCUAUACACCAAAGGUGCCUUCAUGAAUAACUUAAAUGACCCUCCCAACUGGAACAUCCUGCCAAAUCAACGAGAGCCCGGAGAUGAAGGCAGCAGAUGGAACUACGCCUUGCUGGUCCCCAUGCUGGGCUUGGCUGCCUUCCGUUGGAUCUGGACCAAAGAAUGUCAAAAAGAAAUAGAAAGAGAAAAAAAAGAAUAUUACAAAAAACAUUCAUCUUUACAAAAAGACCUGGAAGCCAAAUACCGGGAUGUAAUCACAGAAAAUCGUCGCGCAGUUGCUCACUUGGAGCUGGAGCUUGAAAAGGAACGCAACAGAACCCUGAGUUAUCGUGAAGCCCUUGUGUCCCAGAGUCGCAAACUAGUAGAAGAAAGAAGGAUCCUAGAACAGGAGCAGGAGAAGUUAGAGCGAGAAAAACAAAUCCUUUUGCACUCAGGAGCAGCAGGUAACUUGUACCAAAGUUGUCUGGCAAAGGAAGAAGAGUGGCAGAAGAGAGCCAAUAUUUUACUGAAAGAAUUUGAAGAGGGACUUAAAGAAAGACAGGACAUCUACUGCAGUCUUGUUGUACCCAGAAGUCAGAGACUAGAAAUAGAGAAAAAUCUGCUAGUUAAAGCGGCAACUGAUCCUGUUGCUAUGGCUCUACACAUGGAAAGUGGCUUAAAAGAUAUUUUCAAACACGAUAACUACUGUGGCAAUCUGCUGAACAGAAACAAAAGUCAAAAUGGGAGACUUAUGUGGCUGUAUCUGAGAUACUGGGAACUAGCUAUUGAACUACAAAAGUUUAAGAGGGCAGAAAAGGCCAUGUUAGGAAAACGAUAAGUAGGGGAAAUAAUGGGAUUUCAUGUGAUCCACCAUGCAUAGUAGGGACAAUCACAGUUGUAGUCUGAAGCUGUUAAAUUAUCCUGCUGUGUUUCCAUUUAUCCUCCUUGUUGCACUUGUAUUUGCAUGGGACAUGUGCAGUGUUGGUGCCUUUCCUUUCACUGUCUAACAGAUGCUCCAGUGAGCUAUGCAUGCUCUUAAAC